Coregonus sp. 'balchen' is the source of this 24425-nucleotide messenger RNA. The record is from the annotation of a GenBank genome assembly. Lineage: Eukaryota; Metazoa; Chordata; Actinopteri; Salmoniformes; Salmonidae.
AUGGAGACCAGAGGGCGCAGCACCAGGGCAGGGUUUCUGUUCUGGACCCCUGCUCCUCAACACCCUUCUCCCUCCAGCUCCAUAGGCACAGAUGCGGACUGGGGGGAUGAGGAUGAGGAGGAAGGUGGGGACAGGAAAGAGGAGGAAGAAGAGGACUUCCACAGCCAGAUGGAUGAGAACGGGAUCAUAGGACUGGACAAGGCCUUGGAGAAUGUGGGUCUGGGAGAAGAGGAGGAGGAGGGAGAGGAGGGUGGAGAGGAGGAGGGAGUGGAGCGUGGAGAGGAUGAUCCACCCUGGUACUCUGGAGCUUUGGACCAAGAGGGACCCAGGGAGGGGUUCCUGUCCCCCAGUAGGGCAGGUGGGAUGGGGCUGGACCAGGGGUUGGAACAGGUAGACCCUCUGGAGGAGCUGAGUUAUAACCUGAGUGAGCUGCAGGACUCAGAGCCUCUGUCCCAGUCUGAGCCACCUGGAGAAGACACUCACACCCUGUCACUCAGUGAGUCACACAUACUAACAAACACUAGAAACAUUGUCAUCACUUCUGUAGUCAAAUAAUAACACAUUUCAACAAAGCCAAAAGCAUCAAAGCCUCAGGCCUAAGUCCCCUAAGAUCUGCAAGCAAGGGUGACAAUUGCAAGGGAAAACUGCUACAUUUAUCUUGAUAUUUGACCUAGGUGAGUGUAUAAAGACAAAUCUGAAGUGACUCUUUCUCCCAUGCCCUUCUCUUUCUCUGCUAGAUGUCCUGGAGGCCAAGGACAGUGUGGAGAUCUGGAGUGAGGAUGAGGAGCAGCAGCAGAAGGAUGAAGAGGAGCAGAGCUGGGUGGUCCACAGGCAGCGGAUGGAGCAUCUCCCAGAGAGAGACAGACAGCUGGACAUGACAGAGGAUGAAAGGAAGGUAGAGGAGGAGGAGGAGGAGGAGGAGGAGGAGGAGGAGGAGGAGGAGGACAGCGAGCCCCAUGCACACACUGACAUGAUGUCAUGUCCUGUCAUAGCUGGGGCUGGGUCUUGCUGGGAUCAGGGCCAUAGUGUCAGAGGAGAAGAGAGAAAGGUAAGUGCCAUAAGAAGUUACAGCGCCGACCUACAAAUAGAAGAGACUAGUGAAUUCUCAGAGAGUGACAACAGAGGGGGGACACGGUUGGUAGAGAGUGUGUCUGGAAACCUCUCCUCCCUUUUCCCUCCUGACCUGCUCAGUCCAUCCCCCAAGUAUCCUUCCUCCCCUCCCAGAGGUUGUACCAUUCCUCACCUCCUCCACUUCUCCUCCGAGGAGUUGGCUGAUGCUCCCGGGGUUGAAGCCGAGACGUUCCUGGAGGAACCCACCUUUACAGAGAGCCUUCCGGAAUCCCGCAGCAGCCGGAUGAGCCACGCCCCCAGGCCUCAUUGGCAGCCUGAGUCAGGGGGGGAGGAUCUCAAGCCUAGGACCUUUCCUUACCCAGCAGCCAUCUUUCCUGAGCAUGGGAUAUCUUACCGACUCAGAGAGAGAAACGAGGGGGGUGAAGAGAGCCUACAAGAUGAGUCAGGCGUUAACCAUCGGCAACACGCCUCUCGCUCUCCAAGGAAGAUGAAACAGCGCUCACCUGACACUCCACGAGCCAUGGCUCAUUCCCCUCAGAAAGGUUGGCAUGCACCCUCACAGUUCCCUUCUCACAGCAGCACCCAGGACAGGAGCCUCCGGACCCACAGGGAGAGUCCCCCCAAACCCCAACCUAGGAGCCAUGACCCUGACAUGGACGAGGGUCGGAGAGGGCCACUGACCUACCCCACUCCAGACUUCUCCAAGGUAGAGCCCAGGGUUCGCUUCCCCAAGAGCGGCUACACACCCCCCAAGAGCAAAGGCUCCCCCAGAAAGAGGUCUCUGUCAGUGGAGCCCCCCCUGGUGUUCAAGUCUCCUGCUGACAUAGUGAGAGAGGUGCUGCUGAGCAGUACAGACGGACCCCCUCCCCCCUCGCCCCCCAACGGGCCCCACAGGCCCCUAAACUCCACGGUGCCAGAGGACUUCAGAUGCCCACAACAGGCCAGCACUCUGGUACAGCAGCUGCAGGUACAUACACAGAGAGUAGGACUACACCGCAGGCACACGCUCAGACUAACUCUGAUUCCUUAGCAUUCUGACAUACAUACUCAGACUAACUCUGAUUCCUUAGCAUUCUGACAUACAUACUCAGACUAACUCUGAUUCCUUAGCAUUCUGACAUACAUACUCAGACUAACUCUGAUUCCUUAGCAUUCUGACAUACUCAGACUCUAUGAUUCCUUAGCAUCCUGACAUACUCAGACUAACUCUGAUUCCUUAGCAUUCUGACAUACAGACUAACUCUGAUUCCUUAGCAUUCUGACAUACAGACUAACUCUGAUUCCUUAGCAUCCUGACAUACUCAGACUAACUCUGAUUCCUUAGCAUCCUGACAUACUCAGACUAACUCUGAUUCCUUAGCAUCCUGACAUACAGACUAACUCUGAUUCCUUAGCAUCCUGACAUACUCAGACUAACUCUGAUUCCUUAGCAUUCUGACAUACAUUUACAUCUACAUUUACGUCAUUUAGCAGACGCUCUUAUCCAGAGCGACUUACAAAUUGGUGCAUUCACCUUAUAGCCAGUGGGAUAACCACUUUACAAUAUGUUUAUUUUUAUUUAUUUUUUGGGGGGGGGGGGGGGGGGGGGGGGGUAGAAGGAUUACUUUAUCCUAUCCCAGGUAUUCCUUAAAGAGGUGGGGUUUCAAGUGUCUCCAGAAGGUGGUGAGUGACUCCGCCGUCCUGGCGUCGUGAGGGAGCUUGUUCCACCAUUGGGGUGCCAGAGCAGCGAACAGUUUUGACUGGGCUGAGCGGGAACUGUGCUUCCGCAGAGGUAGGGGGGCCAGCAAGCCAGAGGUGGAUGAACGCAAUGCCCUCGUUUGGGUGUAGGGACUGAGACUAACUCUGAUUCCUUAGCAUCCUGACAUACUCAGACUAACUCUGAUUCCUUAGCAUUUUGACAUACUCAGACUAACUCUGAUUCCUUAGCAUUCUGACAUACUCAGACUAACUCUGAUUCCAUAGCAUCUUGACAUACUCAGACUAACUCUGAUUCCUUAGCAUUCUGACAUACAGACUAACUCUGAUUCCUUAGCAUCCUGACAUACUCAGACUAACUCUGAUUCCUUAGCAUUCUGACAUAUAGACUAACUCUGAUUCCUUAGCAUCCUGACAUACUCAGACUAACUCUGAUUCCUUAGCAUUCUGACAUACUUAGACUAACUCUGAUUCCUUAGCAUUUUGACAUACUCAGACUAACUCUGAUUCCUUAGCAUUCUGACAUACUCAGACUCUGAUUCCUUAGCAUUCUGACAUACUCAGACUAACUCUGAUUCCUUAGCAUUCUGACAUACUUAGACUAACUCUGAUUCCUUAGCAUUCUGACAUACUCAGACUAACUCUGAUUCCUUAGUAUUCUGACAUACUCAGACUCAAAGGCUAAACAACUUUCCAAGUCUCCCACACACUGACACCAAUUCACUGAAUGAUGCUCCAAUUGACUAGCUCUGAGUAGUGCUUCUCUACUUCCUAUCCAGCUCACAGCCUUGACUUUUCUCCUCUCUCCCUCCCUCCCCCUCUCUCUUUCCUUACCCCUAUUUUCUCUAGGAGGACUACAGCAGGCUGCUAACCAAGUAUGCUGAGGCAGAGAACACUAUUGAUCAGAUGCGUCUGGAAGCCAAGGUAGUCUACAUAAGUGUGUGUGUGUGUGUGUGUGUGUGUGUGUAUAUGGGGUAUUGGAAGUGAUGCAGACAAUGUAAUUGUCUGCAUCACUUCCAAUACCCCAUAUAUUUUUUGCGCAAAUAUAUAUAUAUAUGCAUGACACAAGUAACUUUCCAACAAUUGUUUACAGACAGAUUAUUUCACUUAUAAUUCACUGUAUCACAAUUCCAGUGGGUCAGAAGUUUACAUACACUAAGUUGUCUCUGCCUUUAAACAGCUUGGAAAAUUCCAGAAAAUGAUAUCAUGGCUUUAGAAGCUUCUGAUAGGCUAAUUUACAUCAUUUGAGUCCAUUGGAGGCCUACCUUCAAACUCAGUGCCUCUUUGCUUGACAUCAUGGGAAAAUCAAAAUAAAUCAGCCAAGACCUCAGAAAAAAAAUUGUAGACCUCCACAAGUCUGGUUCUUCCUUGGGAGCAAUUUCCAAAUGCCUGAAGGUACCACGUUCAUCUGUACAAACAAUAGUACGCAAGUAUAAACACCAUGGGACCACGUAGCCGUCAUACCGCUCUGGAAAGAGAUGCGUUCUGUCUCCUAGAGAUGAACGUACUUUGGUGCGAAAAGUGCAAAUCAAUCCCAGAACAACAGCAAAGGACCUUGUGAAGAUGCUGGAGGAAACAGGUACAAAAGUAUCUACAGUAAAACGAGUCCUAUAUCGACAUAACCUGAAAGGCCGCUCAGCAAGGAAGAAGCCACUGCUCCAAAACCGCCAUUAAAAAGCCAGACUACGGUUUUCAACUGCACAUGGGGACAAAGAUCGUACUUUUUUGAGAAAUGUCCUCUGGUCUGAUGAAACAAAAAUAGAACUGUUUGGCCAUAAUGACCAUCGUUAUGUUUGGAGGAAAAAGGGGGUUGCUUGCAAGCCGAAGAACACCAUUCCAUCCAUGAAGCACGGGGGUGGCAGCAUCAUGCUGUGGGGGUGCUUUGCUGCAGGAGGGACUGGUGCACUUCACAAAAUAGAUGGCAUCAUGAGUAAGGAAAAUUAUGUGGAUAUAUUGAAGCAACAUCUCAAGACCUCAGUCAGGAAGUUAAAGCUUGGUCGCAAAUGGGUCUUCCAAAUGGACAAUGACCCCAAGCAUACUUCCAAAGUUGUGGCAAAAUGGCUUAAGGACAACAAAGUCAAGGUAUUGGAGUGGCCAUCACAAAGCCCUGACCUCAAUCCUAUAGAACAUUUGUGGGCAGAACUGAAAAAGCGUGUGCGAGCAAGGAGGCCUACAAACCUGACUCCGUUACACCAGCUCUGUCAGGAGGAAUGGGCCAAAAUUCACCCAACUUAUUGUGGGAAGCUUGUGGAAGGCUACCUGAAACGUUUGACCCAAGUUAAACAAUUUAAAAGCAAUGCUACCAAAUACUAAUUGAGUGUAUGUAAACUUCUGACCCACUGGGAAUGUAAUGAAAGUACUAAAAGCUGAAAUAAAUAAUUCUCUCUACUAUUAUUCUGACAUUUCACAUUCUUAAAAUAAAGUGGUGAUCCUAAAACAGGGAAUUUUUACUAGGAUUAAAUGUCAGGAAUUGUGAAAAACUGAGUUUAAAUGUAUUUGGCUAAGGUGUAUGUAAACUUCCGACUUCCGACUUGUAUGUAAACUUCCGACUUGCGAAAGUAUUCACCCCCUUGGCAUUUUCCCUAUUUUGUUGCCUAACAACCUGGAAUUAAAAUGGAUUUUGGGGGGGGUUGUAUCAUUUGAUUUACACAACAUGCCUACCACUUUGAAGAUGUGAAACAAACAACAAGAAAUAAGACAAAAAAACAGAAAACUUGAGCGUGCAUAACCCCCCCAAAGUCAAUACUUUGUAGAGCCACCUUUUGCAGCAAUUACAGCUGCAAGUCUCUUGGGGUAUGUCUCUAUAAUCUUGGCACAUCUAGCCACUGGGAUUUUUGCCCAUUCUUCAAGGCAAAACUGCUCCAGCUCCUUCAAGUUGGAUGGGUUCCGCUGGUGUACAGCAAUCUGUAAGUCAUACCACAGAUUCUCAAUUGGAUUGAGGUCUGGGCUUUGACUAGGCCAUUCCAAGACAUUUAAAUGUUUCUCCUUAAACCACUUGAGUUUUGCUUUAGCAGUAUGCUUAGGGUCAUUGUCCUGCUGGAAGGUGAACCUCCGUCCCAUUCUCAAAUCUCUGGAAGACUGAAACAGGUCUCCCUCAAGAAUUUCCCAGUAUUUAGCGCCAUCCAUCAUUCUUUCAAUUCUGACCAGUUUCCCAGUCCCUGCCGAUGAAAAACAUCCCCACAGAAUGAUGCUGCCACCACCAUGCUUCACUGUGGGGAUGGUGUUCUCGGGUGAUGAGAGGUGUUGUGUUUGCACCAGACAUAGCGUUUUCCUUGAUGGCCAAAUUGCUCAAUUUUAGUCUCAUCUGACCAGAGUACCUUCUUCUAUAUGUUUGGGGAGUAUCCCACAAGGCUUUUGGUGAACACCAAACGUGUUUGCUUAUUUUUUUCUUUAAGCAAUGGCUUUUUUCUGGCCACUCUUCCGUAAAGCCCAGCUCUGUGGAGUGUAUGGCUUAAAGUGAUCCUAUGGACAGAUACUCCAAUCUCCGCUGUGGAGCUUUGCAGCUCCUUCAGGGUUAUCUCCCCCGAGUGGCGCAGUGGUCUAAGGCACUGCAUCGCAGUGCUAGCUGUGCCACUAGAGAUCCUGGUUCUAGUCCAUGCUCUUUCGCAGCCGGCCGCAACCGGGAGACCCAUGGGUGGCGCACAAUUGGUCCAGCGUCGUCCAAGGUAGGGGAGGGUUUGGCCGGCAGGGAUGUGGGUUCGUUUCCCACGGGGGGCCAGUAUAAAAAAUAAAAAAAAACGUAUGCAUUCACUAACUGUAAGUCGCUCUGGAUAAGAGCGUCUGCUAAAUGACAAAAAAAAAUGUAAAAUGUUAUCUUUGGUCUCUUUGUUGCCUUUCUGAUUAAUGCCCUCCUUGCCUGGUCCAUGAGUUUUGGUGGGCGGCCCUCCCUUGGCAGGUUUGUUGUGGUGCCAUAUUCUUUCAAUUUUUUUAUAAUGGAUUUAAUGGUGCUCCGUGGGGUGUUCAAAGUUUCGGAUAUUUUUUAGAACCCAACCCUGAUCUGUACUUCUCCACAACUUUGUUCCUGACCUGUUUGGAGAGCUCCUUGGACUUCAUGGUGCCGCUUGCUUGGUAAUGCCCCUUGCUUAGUGGUGUUGCAGACUCUGGGGCCUUUCAGAACAGGUGUAUAUAUACUGAGAUCAUGUGACAGAUCAUGUGACACACAGGUGGACUUUAUUUAACUAAUUAUGUGACUUUUUAGAAUUUUUUGAAUCAAGUUAUUUUUUUAAUUUCACUUCACCAAUUUGGACUAUUUUGUGUAUGUCCAUUACAUGAAAUCCAAAUAAAAAUCAAUUUAAAUUACAGGUUGUAAAUCAACAAAAUAGGAAAAACGCCAAGAGGGAUUAAUACUUUUGCAAGGCACUGUACAUACAUACAUACAUACACAUAUAAAUACAUACAUAUACACAUACAUAUAUAUACAUAUCCUUUAAAAAUACAUGUUUUCCUUUAUUACUUUCCAACCCCACCACCCUUCCCCUAAUUGGAGUAAACUAGUGAACAACAACGCUUAGGCCUCUACUUCCAGCUUGUACAUACUAUAUACAUUUUAUGGACACAGUCAAUUUUAAAAUAAUUAUGUUUUGUUUGUUUUUACUCCUGAACUUCCUCUACCCUCAACCUCUCCGAUCAUUUUCAUGAUGUCCAUCCGGUUUGCUUCUAUAUGCCAUAUCUUUCAAACUGUGCUCUUUCACAAAAGUUCUUAACCUAUAACCUAUACGCUUGAUACAUACAGCCCCUGACCAAUGCUAAGCUUGAGAUCAAAAUCUCCAUUCACUGAACACUCCCUCCAUCUCCUCUGUGGUGGAUGUUGUGUCUGGCAGACAGAGGGGUUAUAUUUAGUCCUCAAAUUAAAUCAAAUGUUAUUUGUCACAUGCUUCGUAAACUACUGGUGUAGACUAACAGUGAAAUGCUUACUUACAGGUCCUUCCCAACAAUGCACAGAGAAAGAAAAUAGAGAGAUAAUACAAAAGUAAAACACGUAUUAAUAAAAGUAAUAAUAAAUACGCCAUGAAUAAUGAUAAAUUGGCUAUAUACACGGAGUACCAGUACCGAGUUGAUGUGCAGGGGUACGAGGUAAUUGAGGUGAUAUGUACAUAUAACUAGGAAUAAAGUGACUAGGCAACAGAAUAGAUAAUAAACAGUAGCAGCAGUUUAUGUGAUGAGUAAUAAAAAUGUUUGUGCAAAAAGGGUGAUGUACUGGGCCAUACGCACGACCCUCUGUAGCGCCUUGUGGUUGGAUGCCAAGCAGUUGCCAUACCAAGCGGUGAUGCAGCCAGUAAAAAUGCUCUCAAUGGUGCAGCUGUAUAACUUUUUGAGGAUCUGAGGGCCCAUGCCAAAUAUUUUUCUCUCUGCUCUGCAUCUGAAUGCAGGCCACAUGAAAGACAACACAAAGCAGAUGGGGAGAGCCACUCCAGUGGACUGUAUGAUUAUAGCCUGUUCAAGCAUCCUAAAUGGCACCCUAUUCCCAUUUAGGGCUCUGGUCAAAAGUAGUGCACUAAGGAUAUAGGAUGCCAUUUGGGACAAAACUUGUUUCAGAGGGCGCCCUGCAUGUACAAUACACUAUCUUCUGAAGAAAAACACCAGCCUCUGUUGUUGUUGGACUAUUCUCAACACCUCUGAAGAGCCACAUUGGUAUUGUGGGUCAAAUAAAAGAAUUACACUCUCAAAGUAUGUUAUGGAAAGGGAGUUGUAAAAAGACAGUAGCAAACAGAGUUUGUAGUGGUUGUAGAACCCAAGGAAAGUUGGUUUCUCAUGUAGCUCAAAAAGCUAUAGAAUAAGAUAAAAAUUAUAGUACACUGCAUUAUUACAUUAUUACAUUAUUACUAGAACUUCUUUAAAUGCUGCUUGUGUAUUACAGUUUACUAUUUGGUUAGAGGGUUAACAACACCACUUAGCUUUCGCAAUUGGGUUGGUAGGUCUUAAUUGCUCUCUGACCCCAAUACUAGACACACACUAACUAGACCCAUCCUGUCGUGUGGGAUACAGUCUGCGGUUCACAUUAGAACAAUCGCAUGUAUUGAUUUUGCCCUCAUGACGCAGUCAAGGAAAACAGGAAAUGACGUAAUUGAUGUCAGAGCCCUGUAGGGGAGUCCUCUCCAGAUGGACAUUGUAGUGACCGUUUGUUUUCAUAGUCUUGGACAUUCACAGUAUCUUGCCUCAUUAUUGUUGGUUAUAGCCUAGUCAAUGAUUUGAAGUGGAAGCUAAGGCUCGCACACAUGGCAUCGAAUGUGGAUCUAGAAGGAGUAUUCCUUCCUUCUAUCUGUCUCAUAUUCCUUCUCCAGCUGUACAACGCUCUACUCUUUAUACUAUUUAAUAUCAGCUUAGCCCCAUCCCUCCUACUCCUCUCUUUACCCACACAAACACACAGCCAUCUGUCUCUCUACUCCUCCUUCUGGAGACAUAAUAGUGUAGAUAUGCAGGGAGGGACAAUUAAAUCCUAAUCCUUUAUCAAACACAGCCCAAUAUGUGCUUGUAUGGUUCCCUGAUCAAUUAAGAGUAUGUUCUUGUCUUUAGAAUUAUUUUGACGUAUGAAAAUGAUUAAAUGGCUGUUUCUGGCAGUUAGCCUAUUCUACAUUAUGUUCAUGGGCACUGGGUAGUCAUGACAGGUGUGUUUGUUGAGAUGGUGCGACUCAGACACUCUGGGAGGUCAAGAAGAGGUCACUGUGAUUUACUGUUUCAAGGGCUUAUCAAGGAGGGGCAGUUAGCUUCAGCCACAGCCAGCCAUCACUAACACACCCACUCUGUCCAAUCACAGUUUUAUCAUCCUGAGACUGAGGCUGAGAGGGGUUGUGAUAAAACCUCUCCACAAAAUGGAGGAUGUGAUGGAUACACAUGUACACAAAUAGAUAUACAGAGGCUAGAGCCAGCCCAUAGACUUCAGACUUUUCUAUAUUGAAAAGCAUAUCUCCUCCAAGUAGCAUAACUAUCAAGGUCUUUAGUAUAACACUGGUAUUUAAAUAACUGCCUCUGUCCCUACAGUUUAUGACUCAAACUAAUUUAGGCUAUCGUUUACCUAAUUUAUGUUUAGGUGACAUAAAUCUCAUCGAGUUGACACCUGUUUCUCUCUGUGGUGUUGUCUCUCUCUCCAGGUGGGCCUCUACUCUGACCCUCCCAAUCCCAGUCACGCUGUCCAAUCAGGUGUGCUCCAUAAAGGUUCAAAAGUCAUGACCUUAACCUUUCCCCAAGCUCAGAGGGCAGAGCUCAGCUCAGGCUCCAUUCACCUGAAUGGACAGGCUGCCCACCAAGGUACUUACAGCCAUCUUUGAAUGAUUUACUGCAUCCCAAAUAGCACCCUAAUCCCUUUAUAGUGUACUACUUUUGAACAGAGCCCAAUGGGUAAUAGGCUAACAUUGGUGACACAACCAUUGCUUUGUUUAAAUAUGUUCUUACACUCCAUUGACAGUUGAUUAUGCCUCUCAUGUGUGGACCCCAUGAAGAGUAGCUGCUGCAUGAGCAACAGCUAAUGGAGAUCCUAAUAAAUAAAUCAUUCAACAAUUCUUCACACAUUUCAAUUGUCCUUUAGUGCAAACCUAUUUUCUCUCCACACUACAGGACCUGGUGGAGUCUCCCCUGUCUGUCCCUCCUCAGCGGCCUCCUCUUCCUCCAGAAGCCUGGGCCCUGGAGAUGGAGAGAGGCUGACCAGGGCUCUCUCAAAGCAGGCUGACAGGUUCCUCUACCAGGUGCAGACAUUUGAAGAGCACCUGAGGAGAGGGAAACUCAAACCGUUUGAGCAGAUGAAGGUAUUGUUCUGAUAUUUAUCCACCAUGAGUCUUGGAAAUAGAGGAGCAUCUCCCAAUGCUAACUAGCCACCAUUUUGUAUUUUGUAUUAGUAAUGAUGCGAUGAUGUGUCCCCGCAGGGUUUGUCCCAGCUUCUCCAGGGGCAGGAUUCUCUGGAAAGAGGUUAUCUAGCAGCACGAGAUGAACACAGAGUCCUACUGCAGAGAGGGGCUGAGCUGGGCCCCUUUGACCUGGGCAGGUGAGACCACACUGCAGGAUUAUCUACAAUAAUGUGUUUAAACUGUUAUAGAAAGUGUUUAUUAGAACAUGCUGUGUAAACUGUUUGAUAUGGUGGGCAUGAGAAAAAAUUCAAGUGUGUGUUGUGUGUAUGUUUUGUCUCUCUGUGUGUGUGUGUGUGUGUGUGUGUGUGUGUGUGUGUGUGUGUGUGUGUGUGUGUGUGUGUGUGUGUGUGUGUGUGUGUGUGUGUGUGUGUGUGUGUGUGUGUGUGUGUGUGUGUGUGUGUGUGUGUGUGUGUGUGUGUGUGUGUGAUAGGGAGUUGGAGGGCCGUAUAUUCCAGUGUGGGAUGCGUGUGGAGGAGCUCAAGGAGAAGGUGGAGCAGACUGAACAGGACCUACCCACCUCAGAGGCCCCUCCCACUCCACGGCCUCACCCCACCCCUUACUCCAUGCCAGCAGGGAGCAGCGAGCCCAUGCCACUCCCUGAGGUACCAUGACAACACAGCUACUGAAGAAACUACAUUAGAUUAUUCACUAUUCUAUACUAUACUAUCUCACAGAAUGGAGGUCUGCAUUUCGAAGAGUGUUAACCUCUCUCUUGCUUGCUCUUUCUUUCUUUUUCUCUCUCUCACUAUCUCUCUCUUUCUUUCACUAUCUCUCUCUCUCCAGAGCCCAGUGUUACCUCUGCCUGGGGAGUCUGGGGAGGUGAUGAAGGUGGAGGUUAGCUCGGCUAGCGGAGAGAGCGAGGGAGAGGAGGGAGGAUUGGGAGAGGAGGAAGUAUUGCCGUCCCUUCUCCUCCGUCCUUUAGGUCACAAACACAAACGUGUAGAGAGAGACUUCAGCAUGCUGAUGAACCAGUAAGUCUCCAUCAAUUUUAGACACUUUGGGAUUUGGACAUGAGGGAUAUAGAGGAGGGAUAUAGACUUGCAUUGGUUUUUGGACAAACAUUUUAAGAAAUGUGCAUUUGGAGACAGUGGCCAGGUAAACAAAACCAAAGCAUGGAUUGCUGUCUUACCUUGUCCAUAGACCACUUACAGAGUAAGGAAAUAUGUAAUUUGGGUGAACUAUCCUUUUAAAUAAGUCUAGUCUGUAUAUGUAGAACAGAAGUAUUCAAAAGCAGCCAAUUGAACAAUGUAGUAGUAAUGUCAAUAUCAGUUUGCUUAUAAAUACCACAUCCAAAGGCUCUCUGUCUCUUCCAGCUACCAGAGUUUCAGGGAGCUGCCCAGACUGCUAGACCUGAAUCUGACAGAGGAAGACCAAGACUCUCCUGAUGCAGGAGAAGAAGCCACACAUUCAGGUGGUGGGGGGACAAGAGAGGGACCACACCCAGGGACAGGGAGGGAGGAGGGCCACACAAGUCUCCCUCAGAGGUGAGGCUAAACUCACUGCACCAGGGUCGUAUUCACCAGGAACCAAACGGUAACAAACGGAAGCAAAUGGGCUGAAACAGGGAGUUACUACCUGAACUUGUCCAAUAAGAAGCCCUUGUUGUCAUUUUCCGUUGCAAAAUGUUUUGCUACGGUGUGUAGACUGUGCACUAAUGAAUACGACCCAGGACAACAAUGCCUCUAAAUGCUGAUCAUAAAUUCUUACCCAGCUCCUUAAUUGUAUAUUUUUUUUAAUACUCUAAAUUCUAUAAUGUGUUUUCAGACAGCCAAUGCUAGGUCAGCAGGACGCUACAUUCAUUCCAAUGGCGAGACCAAGGACCAGCAAAUCAGUUCCUCCUUCCCCAAAGGACCUCAGCCAAUCCCCUGCAUUUCAUGGUUCACCGGCCAAUGACAGCAAGAGGUCAGAGGUCAGGAAGUCUCGUGGCAGCAGUCUGACCAGUCUGGGGGACAGUGCUGCGUCGGAGAGGAGGGGCUCCAAACUGCAGCCUGGGACCAGGAGAGUGUCAUCUCAGGUAAAUUACUUCAGAGACUGUAUCAAGCUUCCAUUACAUUUUUUCCUGGUUAUUCACCUAUCUGGUGUCUGCUGUGAAAGACAUAGUCAUGACUGAAAACACCAUGUAAUUGCAUCUAACUUGUUUCCAAAACAUGUCCAACCAACAAAUAAAUAUUUGAAUUUUUACAUUUUAGUAAUUUAACAGACACUGCAGCGCUACUUACAGUUAGUGCAUUCAUCUUAAGAUAGCUAGAUGGGACAACCACAUAUCACAGUCAUAAUAAGAACAUUUUUCCUCAAUAAAGUACCUAUCAGCAAAAUCAGAGCUAGUAAGUAACUUGUCUCUCAAACCUUCUGUGUGGAAUAGGAUGGGAUUAUCUCACCAGAGACUGACAGUGGUUUUGUGGGCUCCAAGAGCAGUCACUUGACUCCUGCAGCACCCAGUCUUCUCCACCAGAUGGCCACAGCGAGGUGAGCUACUCUUCCCCUCCUUCCCUCUCCCUCCACCCUCAGUGACUCUGCUGUAAAUCUCACAGAACCUCAGGUCACAUCCCUCACUCUCACUCUCACACACACAGUUCUUUACCGUGCCCUCACAAUGUCCCUAGUUGCCUAUCAAACUCCUUCCCUGUUUUGUUCUUAAAACAGACAGCUUAUGGGUUCCCUUGUAAUCUUAUCAGUGUGUGUUCCUGUCUUUGUGUUCCCUUCCUCCCCCCUGGCUGUGUAGCCUGUCACUCCCAGAGGAGCAGAACUCAGGGAAGCCCCAGCACACAGCCCCUGUCCCCUCCUCCUCCCCCUCACACAGACCUCAGAGACCCCCCUCGCUGGAGCACAGUGGAGGCUCUCCUCUCAGCACCCCAAGGAGGGUAGGGGGCUCUUCAGGGAGAACCAGGGGGGGGGGGAGGAGGGGCACCUCAGCAUCCAGGUUCCCCCAGCCCUGGGCUGGCAGUGGGACCAGUGAGUUUGGACCAGGCAGUGACCAUAGUGAGUCCAUGCUGUUCUGUCUAUAACCGUCAUAUUUAUGUUAGGUUGCAAAAUGUGUUCUUACAUGAAGUGACUGAGAACAGGGGUUGGAACCGAAAUCAUUUUCCAAUCGGUUCGUUUCGUUCUGAACAGAACCAUACAUUUUUACGUUCCGUUCCACUGUUCCGACCAGCUAAAUAAAGUUCUGAACCGGUUCGUACCAAAAAAAAAGCACUGGUUUAAAUUGUUCCUUUUUAAACCAACAUUUUACAUUUAGCUCAACAUUAAAUGACUUCACCAAUCAGUGUGGAUAGAGCUGCUUGCUAUGGAGCUAGUAAUCGAUGUAAUCUGAAUAGGAAAGUCGUUAAGAGCAAAUUGUAUUUUGCCGUAACAGCAUGGUUUAGACAAAGUUAAUCCAUUAUUUUAAACAUCUCUCCCUAAUUUCUGAGUCAUGCUUGUAACAUCGUCAGUAGCCCACACACGCACAACCCACUGGCAAAGAGUUCCAGCUGGCAGGCACAAGUGGAAUACUUUUUUUAGUGACAGAGUGAGGGCUUUGCAUAGGCGUUUUGUUGGGAUUUUUGUGGGACUGGAAAAAAAUGGCCGGAACUUAAAAGAACGCUGUUAACCGAUUUCCAUGCUUUUAAAAGGACGGUUCUGUUCCAGAACAGUAUAGAUCACUUUAGAUCACUCAAAUAAUUUCGUUAUUUUCCGGUUUUCGGUUCUGUUCCCUGAACCGGUUCUAACCCUUGCUAAGAACACAUAACAACAUUGUGUAAUGAAGCACUAAUAUCUGUCAGUCUAGUAACUACAUAAUCUACUCUGUGUCAGAAGCAUGUACCCUCCUGAGAGCAAGUAGGGAGGCAGCAAGCUGGUUGGCUAUGUUUCUUUACCAGUGCCAGUUUAUUUCAUCAUCUACCUCUCCCCUGCCCUCUUUUAAAACCCUCCUUCUCUCCUCCAUCUCUCAUCCAUCUCUACUCAGUCCACACUGUGUCAGGAGAGGACAAGGGACGGAGUGACCGUUCCACCCGAACACCCAAUCCCCAGCACUGCUACCAGCCAAACCACUCCCCCACUGCACCCAAUCACCAUGGCGAUCCCCCUCGAGCCCUGAGCGCUGGUCAGUUGACCAAUCGCAAGUGAGUCUCUCUCUCUCUCUCUCUCUCUACAGCAACUGCCAUGGCGACAGUGGCACAAACAAGCCCAGAUGUAUGAGUCCCUUUGGAACGUAUUGGCUGGGAGGAGAAGAGGGCUUCUUCACUGCAGCAACAAAUACCAGCUCUGGCAAUUCCCAGUAGAAUCUAGGACGUUAUUAGACGUUUUAUAUUUAAUUUCCGUUUAUGGUGAGGGUGUUGGCUGGUUGGUGUAGAGUCUGAUACAUCAAGUGAAAUGCCAGAAAACCUGAGUAAUUUUUACAUUCUAUAUGAUUUGAUUUCAUUACAGACUUGGGAGAUAGUAAAUGUGGAGACUCAGGAGGUAUAUACAUACCCAGUGUUGACUCUUGCAUGGUGUGGCACUGCAUGAGUGGACCCUGCUUCUUGACUCACAUAUUAAUAGGAAUGAGUUUAGCAAAAUAAUGUGUAUGGUUUGGCUUGGAAUGUCAAAUCGAUUGGUUCGCUGGGUCAAUUGUAAGUUUUAACACCUAUAACACACUUGUGGUGAUAUUACUUCAAUAUUACUAACUACAAUAUUUGGAACAAGUACUAUUACUGAUCGAGUUGAAACAAAGUUGUGAGGUAGACAGAGCAUCACCACUUCUAUAUGUACUCAUUCUCCUCUGUGUGUGUGUGUGUGUGUGUAUCUGUGUGAGUCUUUGUCUUUGUUUUGUCAUCAUGUGUGUUUGUUUGCAUGCGCAUCUGUGUCCCAGUGAAGCCAUCCAGUCUCUGCAAGUGGAGGUGAGCAGACUGAAGGAGCGACUAGAGGGAAGUAUGAGACAGACCAACCCUCCCAGUCCUGUCAGAGCGCCCCCCUCAGCCCAGAAUGACCACACACACCCUCUCAGCUCAACACCUCGCAUUAGGUUGUUAUUUUUUUAAAACUUUUUUAAGUGAGAUUUCAUCAUACAUGUGAUGCUGUUGAAACAGGUUAAUUGCCAUUUCUACUGUCUCUUAGGGCACUGGUCAAAAGUAGUGCACUACAGUGGAUUCGGAGAGUAUUCAGACCCCUUCCCUUUUUCCACAUUUUGUUAAGUUACAGCCUUAUUCUUAAAUUGAUAAAAUUAAAUGUUUUCCUCAUCAAUCUACACAGAAUACCCCAUAAUGACAAAGCGAAAACAGGUUUUCAGAAAUUUUUGCAAAUGAAAAAAAACUAACAAUGGAAAUAUCUUAUUUAAAUAAGUAUUCAGACCCUUUGCUAUGAGACUCGAAAUUGAGCUCAGGUGCAUCCUGUUUCCAUUGAUCAUCCUUGAGAUGUUUCUACAACUUGAUUAGAUUCCACCUGUGGUAAAUUCAAUUGAUUGGACAUGACUUGGAAAGGCAAACACCCAUCUAUAUAAGGUCCCAACGUUGUCAGUGUAUGUCAGAGCAAAAACCAAGCCAUGAGGUCGAAGGAAUUGUCCGUAGAACUCCAAGACAGGAUUGUGUCGAGGCACAGAUCUGGGGAAGGGUACCAAAAAAUGUCUGCAGCAUUGAAGGUCCCCAAGAACACAGUGGCCUCCAUCAUUCUUAAAUGGAUGAAGUUUGGAACCACCAAGACUCUUCCUAGAGCUGGCCGCCUGGCCAAACUGAGCAAUCAGGGGAGAAGGGCCUUGGUCAGGGAGGUGACCAAGAACCCGAUGGUCAGAGUUCCUCUGUGGAGAUGGGAGAACCUUCCAGGAGGACAACCAAUCAGGCCUUUAUGGUAGAGUGGCCAGACGGAAGCCACUCCUCAGUAAAAGGCACAUGACAGCUGUGGGGAUGUUUUUCAAUGGCAGGGACUGGGAGACUAGUCAAGAUCGAGGUGUUGAACAGAGCAAAGGGCAGAGCGAUCCUUGAUGAAAACCUUGCUCCAGAGCGCUCAGGACCUUAGACUGGGGUGAAGGUUCACCUUCCGACAGGACAACGACCCUAAGCACACAGACAAGAAAUGCAGGAGUGGCUUCGGGACAAGUCUCUGAAUGUCCUUGAGUGUCCCAGCCAGAGCCCGGACUUGAACACGAUCCAACAUCUCUGGAGAGACCUGAAAAUAGCUGUGCAGCAACGCUCCCCAUCUAACCUGACAGAGCUUGAGAGGAUCUGCAGAGAAGAAUGGUAGAAACCCCCCAAAUACAGGUGUGCCAAGCUUGUAGCGUCAUACCCUAGAAGACUCAAAGCUGUAAGCGCUGCCAAACAAAGUACUGAGUAAAGGGUCUGAAUACUUAUGUGAAUGUUUUUGCUUUGUCAUGAUGGGGUAUUGUGUGUAGAUUGAUGAGGGGGAAAAACAAUUGAAUCAAUUUUAGAAUAAGGCUGUAAUGUAACAAAAUGUGGAAAAAGUCAAGGGGUCUGAAUACUUUCCAAAUGUACUGUAUAUAGGGAAUAGGGUCCCAUUGUCUUUCUUUCACCGUUUUGAUUUUGUAAUGUUCCUUUGGAUGCUUCUCCUCUCCCAGGUCUGCUCAGCGAAGGAGGGAUGGUGGUAGAGAGAGGAAGAGGGGCUCCGAGCAGGAGGAGGAGGAGAGGGCUCCGAGGUCAACUCCUAGAAGAUCAGCUUCUGUACCUCGACAGCCUCUAAGACUUGAACUGGAUAUCAGUGAGUUAUGGGUUGUAUUCCAAAUGGUACCCUAUUCCCUAUAGGGCAUUGCUCAAAAGUAGUGCACUUUAUAGGGAAUAUGGUGCCAUUUGGGACUCGCCUGGGACACUCAUUGCACUUUACAUACAUACAUACAUACAUACAUACAGUACACUCCACAAUACACUUCACAAUAUACUUCACAGUAGACAAUACAAUACACUUCUCAAUACACUUCACAAUACACUUCCCAUUACACUUCAACUAUACACUUCACAACACACUUCACUAUACACUUCACAAUACAUUCGUCAUUCACUAGAAUGCUAUUUUUGCUGGGUACCCUAGGUAUAAGUAAUCUGGCAAAAUAUUGAUUUUGUUUGUUUUAUCUCCAGCGACAGAUUCGGAGCAUGCCCAGUUCACACCCAGACCUCGGUCCUCCAGACGUAUCCCAGAGUCCCCUGCAUCACAUGGCAGAGCAGAGACAGUCAGGAACAGAGGAGCCCACACCAGUAAGAACGACUUCUGUUUGAAUAUAAUAAUAUAUGCCAAUUAGCAGACGCGUUUAUCCCAAGUGAAUGUACAUACAUUUUACCUACAGGUGGUCCCGGGAAUCAAACCCACUAUCCUGGCGUUGCAAGCGCCAUACUCUAUCAACUGAGCUACACUAGGCUACAUGCUGAUAUGAAUGUAAAAUAUAGUAUUUUAAUCUGUAUUGUAUUUUGAUUGCAGGGCAGCAUGUCAGUAUGUCUGUAGGUGGAUGUGGGUAUAUUGGUGAUGAACCUGACUGUAGAGGGAGGCAGGCCCCUGUGUGUCUACAGUGUGCUCCACAGACACACACCAAUGGACACUCUACACGUAAGAGCUUCUCUCUCAGGCUACGUACCAAAUGGCAUUCUAUUCCCUAUAUAGUGUACUACGCAUACGGCUUUGCUCAAAAGUAGUACAAUACAUAGGGAAUAGGGUGCCAUCUAGGACGCAUUCUCAGUCUGUGGUGUAAUGGUGGUUUGUGUGUCACAGUGACAGUCAAUACUGUGUCUUCUCCACUCCUUUCUGCUCAGUCUUUAUUCUUCCUUGUCUUUUCUUCUGACUGACAGAACAAGAAGAGGGUGGUGGUGACACUGAGGCUAUCCACGGUCACACUGGGCUUCAUUCUUGUCACUGUCCUAUGUGUGGGAGGUCUGAGACAUAUGGGAACACAAGCAGGGAAUACGGUGAGACCUUAACAUCAAGUACUCCUAUAACUAUCUACUGUACACUCGUCAUUCCCUCCGGUAUGGCGCCGGAGGGAAUGGUGUCCGUUUUACGGGCUCCUGAGAAAUUGUGCUCUUCUGUGUAUUUUUGGGCGCUAAUCGUACCUUUUUUUGUACAUAAUGUUUCCGCCAUCGUUUCCUAUGACCGAAUAGAGCUUCUGGACAUCUGAACAGCUACUGGAUGAACACUAUUUGGAUGAGGACUUCUACUUCAAUGAGUCGGAGGCGAAAGACAUAUGGAUUAUCGCGGACCAGGCCCAAAUUCCCAAGAAGGAGGAGACGGCGUUAUAGAGGCCAACGUGCGGGAUUGCUGACAAGACUUCGUUGGAGAGUGGAUAAAUUGCCUCUACCCUCCGUUCUAUUGGCGAACGUGCAAUCACUGGAGAAUAAACUGGAUGAGCUCCGUUCGAGACUAUCCUAUCAACUUGAUAACCAACAACUGUAAUAUCCUAUGUUUCUCCGAGUCGUGGCUGAACAAGGACAUGUAUAAUAUACAUCUAGCUGGUUUUUCUAUGCAUCGGCAGGACAGAACGGCUGCGUCGGGGAAGCUCAGAGGAGGGGGUGUGUGUCUCUUUGUUAACAACAACUAGUGCGCAAUCUCUAAUAUUAAGGAAGUCUCAAGGUUCUGCUCGCCUGAGUUAGAAUACCUCAUGAUAAGCUGUAGACCACACUAUUUACCAAGAGAGUUUUCAUCUAUGUUUUUCGUAGCUGUCUAUUUACCACCACAAACCGAUGCUGGCACUAAGACCGCACUCAACGAGCUGUAUAAGGCCAUAAGCAAAUAAGAAAAUGCUCACCCCAGAGGCAGUGCUCCUAGUGGCCGGUGACUUCAAUGCAGGAAAACUGAAAUCUAUUUUACCUCAUUUCUACCAGCAUGUCACGUGUGCAACUAGAGGCGAAAAAACUUGAGAUCACCUUUACUCCACACACAGAGACGCAUACACAGCUCUCCCUCUCCCUCCAUUUGGCAAAUCUGACCAUAGCUCUAUCCUCCUGAUUCAUCGAAUGGCAUUGAGGAGUUUAGCACAUCAAUCACCAGCUUCAUUAAUAAGUGCAUCGACGAUGUUGUCCCCACAGUGACCGUAUGUACAUAUCCCAACCAGAAGCUAUGGAUUAUUGACUGGAUUUAAUAAUUUUUGUGAGGAAGUUGUCAGUCCUUUUGAUGAAAGAGGGUUAACUGGCGAGCGGCUGCGGCUACUGUGUGUGUGUGACACUACACUAGGUAGCUAGUCGAGUAGAGACGAGUACGCAAAGCGCGCGAAGCACAUCCACACUGAGCUAAAGGCUAGAACUGCCGCUUUCAAUAAGCGUGACACUAAUCCAGAUGCUUAUUAGAAAUCCUGCUAUGGCGUCUGACGAAGCAUCAAACAGGCAAAGUGUCAAUACAGGACCAAGAUCGAAUCCUACUACACCGGCUCUGACGCUCGUCGGAUGUAGCAGGGCUUGCAAACUAUCACGGAUUACGAAGGGAAACUCAGCCGCGAGCUGUCCAGUGACGCAAGCCUACCAGACGAGCUAAAUACCUUCUAUGCGCGCUUCGAGGCUAGCAACACUGAACUAUGCAUGAGAGCACCAGCUGUUCCAGAGGACUGUAUGAUCACGCUCUCCAUAGCCGAUGUGAGUAAGACCUUUAAACAGGUUAACAUUCCCAGGACGUGUCCUCAGAGCAUGCGCUGACCGGCUGACAAGUGUCUUCACUGACACUGUCAACCUCUCCCUGACCCAGUCUGUAAUACCUACAUGUUUCAAGCAGACCACCAUAGUCCCUGUGCCCAAGAACACCCCGUAGUACUCACAUCUGUAGCCAUGAAAUGCUUUGAAAUGCUUUGAAAGGGCAGGAACAGGCCGGACCGGGCUGGCGACACGCACCACUGGUUUGGUGCGAGGGGCAAGAACAGGCCGGGCCGGGCUGGCGACGCGCACCACUGGUUUGGUGCGAGGGGCAGGAACAGGCCGGGCCGAGCUGGCGACGCGCACCACUGGUUUGGUGCGAGGGGCAGGAACAGGCCGGGCCGGGCUGGCGACGCGCACCACUGGUUUGGUGCGAGGGACAGGAACAGGCCGGGCCGGGCUGGCGACGCGCACCACUGGCUUGGUGCGAGGGACAGGAACAGGCCGGACCGGGCUGGCGACGCGCACCACUGGCUUGAUGCGAGGAGCAGGAACGGGCCGGACCGGACUGGGAACACACACCACUGGCUUUGUGCGGGGAGCAGGAAUGGGUCGGGCCGUACUGGGAACACGCACCACUGGCUUAGUGCGGGGAUCAGGAACGGGCCGGACCGGACUGGCGACACGCACCACUUGCUUGGUGCGAGGAGCGGGACUGGGUUCCUUUAUAAACCCCCGCUCCUUCUGCUGCCUAACCAGCUCCUCUCGCCGUGCCUCUACACUCUCCUUCUCCCUUAUAGCCUCCUGUAGCUCCUCCCUCUGACCAAAUACUGUAACUCCUGCUCCCUCUGAACCAAUAGCCCCCUUAACCUGGUGGCCUCCUCUCCUAACCUGCAGAUCCGCCCUGUCACUGCCUCCUGCUGCCUCGUCGUCCACACCGUGUGCCCCCCACAAAAAAUGUUUCUUGGGGUUGCCUCUCGGGUCUCCGUCGUCGGCACUGUUGGCGCCGUUUCACCUCUCCUACCUGGGCAUCCUCCUUCAUCGCCUUCCGGUAGCGGACGGCCUCCUCCUCCGUGAUUCUCCCCCAACCAAGGAGGACAUCUACUAACGUAACCUCCUGUUUAAUUCCCGACGUUUGCUCCUGAACACGCUGCUUGGUCCUAUUUUGGUGGGAUCUUCUGUCACGAUCGUUUACGGACGAGAAGGACCAAGGCGCAGCGUGAUAUGCAUUCAUGUUUAUUAAUGACUAAACACACAGCAAAACAACAAACGAAACGUGAAGUCCAAGGUAGCAUACAAACAACAUACCUUACACGGAACAAGAUCCCACAACUAACAGGUGCCAAAAGGCUGCCUAAGUAUGGUCCCCAAUCAGAGACAACGAGCAACAGCUGCCUCUGAUUGGGAACCACACAGGCCAACAUAGAUCUAUACAUACUAGAUCUAACCAUAGACAAUAAACAUAGCACAACACGACACAGAAAAUACACACCCUGACUCAACAAAUACGAGUCCUAGAGUCAGGGUGUGACACUCAGACCAUGAAAAACAAGAUUCUCUGGUCUGAUGAAACCAAGACUGAACUCUUUGUCCUGAAUGCCAAGCGUCACAUCUGGAGGAAACCUGGCACAAUCCCUACGUUGAAGCAUGGUGGUGGCAGCAUCAUGCUGUGGAGAUGUUUUUCAGCGGCAGGGACUGGGAGACUAGUCAGGAUCUAGGGAAAGAUGAACAGAGCAAAGUACAGAGAGAUCUUUGAUGAAAACCUGCUCCUGAGCGCUCAGGACCUCAGACUUGGGCGAAGGUUCAUCUUCCAACAGGACAACGACCCUAAGCACACAGCUAAGACAACGCAGGAGUGGCUUCGGGACAAGUCUCUGAAUGUCCUUGAGUGACCCAGCCAGAGCCCGGACUUGAACCCGAUCGAACAUCUCUGGAGAGACCUGAAAAUAGCUGUGCAGCGAUGUUCCCCAUCCAACCUGACAGAUCUUGAGAGGACCUGCAGAGAAGAAUGGGAGAAACUCCCCAAAUACAGGUGUGCCAAGCUUGUAGCGUCAUACCCAAAAAGACUUGAGGCUGUAAUCGCUGCCAAAGGUGCUUCAACAAAGUACUGAGUACAGGAUCUGAGUACUUAUGUAAAUGUAAUAUUUAAGUUUUUUAAUUUUUAAUAAAUUUGCAAAAAAAUAAAAUAACCUAUUUUUGCUUUGUCAUGAUGGGGUAUUGUGUGUAGAUUGAUGAGGGGAAAAAACAAUUUAAUCAAGUCAAGGGGUCUGAAUACUUUCCGAAUGCACUGUAAAAGACUGCUAAAUAUACAUAUAUAUAUAUAUUUGGGGUUUUUUAGGGGGUAGAUCAGCUUUAGUAUUGCCAAUAGAUUGUAACUUCCAUCAAUGUAAUUGUCUGCAUCACUUCCGCUCCCCCAUAUAUAUUUUUUCUGAAAUAUAUAUAUAUAUACAUAUACAUAUACAUACAUACAUACAUACAUACAUAUAUAUAUAUAUAUAUAUAUAUAUAUAUAUAUAUAUAUAUACAUACAUACAUACAUACAUACAUACAUACAUACAUACAUACAUACAUACAUACAUACAUACAUACACAUACAUACAGUACCAGUCAAAAGUUUGGACACACCUAUUAAUUCCAGGGUUUUUCUUUAUUUUUUACUGCCAAGAGUGUGCAAAGCUGUCAUCAAGGCAAAGGGUGGCUACUUUGAAGAAUCUCAAAUAUAAAAUAUAUUUUGAUUUGUUUAACACUUUUUUGGUUACUACAGGAUUCCAUAUGGGUUAUUUCAUAGAUUUGAUGUCUUCACUAUUAUUCUACAAUGUAGAGAAAUUAUAAAAAUAAAGAAAAACCCUUGAAUGAGUAGGUGUGUCCAAACUUUUGACUGGUUCUGUAUGUGUACAUAUCUACCUCAACAUUUACAUUUUAGCAGACGCUCUUAUCCAAAGCGACUUGAGUGCAACAUUAUUUAAUUUUUUAUUUAUUAUUAUUUUUUUAUACUGGACCCCCGUGGAAAUUGAACCCACAACCCUGGCAUUGCAAACGCCAUGCUCUACCAACUGAGCUACAUCCCUACAGCAUAUUUCUUGUGUUAUUCUCUUUUUUUAUUUUUUUAUUGUUGGGACGGCCCAUAAGUAAGACAUUUCACAGUUAGUCUACACCUGUUGUUUACGAAGCAUGACAAAUACAAUUUUAUUUUAUUUGAUUCACUUCCUGUUUUCUGUUGUGUUGAAACGCGUUGUUAUUUUAAUUGACAACAAGCCUGUGCUGAUUUCUGAUUCACAGACCGGAGGACGGAGAGAGACAUGGGUCCCGCCCACAGAGGCACCCAGCCAAUGAGCUCCCCCCACAGAGAUGUGAGAGGCGUGUCAUUUGCAGCACCGCCCCUUCCCAUGCUGGGCAGUGUGCCGCUGGUCCAGUGUGUGCCAGUGUGCCCGCCAGUUCUGUGAGUACUCUGCUCUCUCCCUCCCUCUCUCGCUCUCUCUCUCUCUUUCUCUCUCUUUUUCUCCAGACAUGAAAAAGUGGCCAUUAGGUUAAUUAAUAAUUUUGCUACAACCCCCUCUUCAUCUGCUGCCAACCCUAAUGAAAUCUCUCAGAGUUAAGACACAAACUCACCACUUAAGUGGUGACAACACGAGUAAGCAGCACACUUUUGGCCAAAAUCCUGACUUGAGGAAAUAGGUGCUUACAUUUUGCAUUAAUCCUCUAAUGGUUUUAUUAGUGUGAAUAUUUGAAUCACACAUAAGUAUCUGUCAUCACACAUAAGUAUCAGCAUUGUUUAACAUCCCACUUUCUCCCCCUAUGUAGUAAGAGGAGUAGUAUGUAAGUGUAGUUAGAAUCUGUCCUGUUCCCUGCAGGUACUACUCCAGCCCCGUGAUAAAGUUAGCUCCAUCCCACCGCCAGCCAAUCUACAUGUCUCUGAGUGGGGGUGUGGUCUCUGGGGUCAGGGGUCGUGAGCAGGUGAGAGGUGGAGCUGGCCGUUCCCUGUCUGCUGACCAGCGCUCUCUGAGCAGCUCUCUGAACCAUGCCAUCGAGGCGGCCAGGGGGAUGAGGGAGACCUCCCGACGCAUGGCCCGCUCCAUCGCCACUGGACUGCACCACCAGGAGGCGCUGUCACAGUCCUGCAUGUACUGAUGGACCAGACCAGACGUACACGAGGGUCGUAUUUAUUAGGCAACAAACAACAGUGGCUCAGCACUGAUAGUAAGGUAGGGUCUACACACGGUACUUUCUACAGGUUAUAGGUUACUUUGUACAGUACAUGUUAUGGCUUUAGAUCAAAGUUUGAGCGGCUAGUGGUCUACUCCCGAGUGGCGCAGUGGUC